AUGGCCGACGCCGAAAAAGCCAUCAAGCGCAACCCCCAUGGUAACUUCAAGGAAGUGGAACGCAGUCGACCACAAUGGGAUUCUGCCGCUCAUUGGCGAAUGACGCAGACGGUGAAUCCUUCGUGGAAAGCUGGCGACGGAGCGAAUGAUGGAGGAGCUAGUCUUCAGAAGAAACACAUCGCUAUCGACCCCUACGAAGAUGGAAGGCCUGCGACGUUCAAUUACAAAUUGCUCAUCUCGGCCAUCAUUCCUCGACCCAUUGGAUUUGUGAGCACACGCUCCAAGGAUGGCAGUAGUACGAAUCUAGCACCGUUCUCAUACUUCCAGAUGGUGAAUCACGAUCCUCCCAUGUUUAUUGUCGGCUAUGCUGGAGGCUUCGACAAAGCCAAGGACUCGUUGAGAAAUCUGGUGGACUCUGGCGAAUGCACCAUCAACAUUAUCAGCGAGCACUAUCUUGAGGCUGCGAAUGCUGCGAGCGUCAAUGCUCCGUAUGGUGUCUCAGAAUGGGCGCUGACUGGACUUACGCCUGCUGAGAGUCAAGAUGUCAAGGCUAGCCGAGUGAAGGAGGCAGUCUUCAGUGUUGAGGGCAAGCUUUACAAGACCGAAGAGUUUGAGAGUCGGGCCACGAAGGGGAAGAAGACUGGUGUGCUCGCAAUGAUCGAAGGCGUGAGAUUUUGGGCGAGGGAGGAUGCGAUCAAUGAGGACAAGAAUCUGCUUGACCCCAAUGUACUUCGCCCAAUGUCUCGUCUAGGUGGCAUUACGUAUGCUCGUACGCUGGAAGGAAUUGAGAUUCCGAGACCAGAUUGGGAUGAAUUAAGGAAAGACGCCGAGCCUGCCGGUCUGGCGAAACCCAAGGUGGAUGGCCAAUGA
Pseudocercospora fijiensis CIRAD86 is the source of this 870-nucleotide messenger RNA. RefSeq lists its product as uncharacterized. Bases 1 to 870 code for a protein of 289 amino acids. The transcript has 2 exons. Gene Ontology annotation, molecular function: FMN binding. Lineage: Eukaryota; Fungi; Ascomycota; Dothideomycetes; Mycosphaerellales; Mycosphaerellaceae. The record is from RefSeq and is a predicted model, not a curated record.